GCCCGGGACGGCCCCGCCACCCCACCCCCGGGAGCCGAGAGCGGCCCCGGGAGAGUCCGAGGCCCCGGCGGGCCCCGGAGACUGCGUCUCCCGCCCCCUCCAGGACCUUUCCCCGAGCCCGACAGCGCCCCCGGGGGGUGGCACGGCACCUUUGCGCGCGUGCCCUGGGGUGCUUCCCCUUCCCCUCUCCCUGGCCAUGGUCCCCGCGGCUUAGACACCUCCUCCGCCGCCGCCGCUCGGAGCAAGCCGCGGGGGGGGCCGGAUGGACGGGGCCGGGGGGCCCGGCGAGGGCCCUGCUCAGGAGGCCCUGCAGUCCCUGAGCCAGCGGCUUCAGGUGCAGGAGAAGGAGAUGGAGCUGGUAAAGGCGGCCCUGGCAGAAGCCCUUCGCCUGCUGCGGCUGCAGGCGCCCCCCACCUCCCUGCAGGACUCUGGCAGGAUAGCUCCUACAAGGGACAGCAGCCCCGCGACCCCACCAGGACUGCCACCCUCAUGCAGCCCCUCCUUGGUGAGCCGAGGCACCCAGACGGAGACCCAGUUGGAGAUGGAGCCAUCCCCUGGAACCCCUGGCCUGAGCAAUGGGCCCCCAGCCCCUCAGGGGGGCAGUGAAGAGCCUAGUGGGACCCAGUCGGAAGGAGGGGGCAGCAGCAGCAGUGGCACGGGCUCCCCUGGGGGCACUGGCUCCGCGGGUGUUCUCAGGCUCGUACAGCCGCCACAGCGCUCUGACUCGACGCGGAGAAAUUCCUCCUCAUCCCCCUCCGAGCGGCCUCGACAGAAACUCUCCCGGAAGGCAGCUUCCUCGGCCAACCUGUUAUUGCGGUCAGGGAGCACAGAGAGCCGUGGGGGGAAAGACCCCCUCUCCAGCCCUGGGGGUCCUGGAUCUCGGAGAAGCAAUUACAAUUUGGAAGGCAUCUCAGUGAAGAUGUUCCUUCGUGGCCGCCCAAUUACCAUGUACAUCCCAUCUGGCAUCCGCAGCCUUGAGGAGCUGCCCAGCGGCCCACCCCCGGAGACCCUCAGCCUUGACUGGGUCUAUGGGUACAGGGGCCGUGACUCCCGCUCUAAUCUGUUUGUGCUGCGUUCUGGGGAGGUGGUCUACUUUAUCGCCUGUGUGGUGGUGCUGUACCGGCCUGGGGGAGGCCCAGGGGGUCCCGGAGGUGGCGGCCAGAGACAUUACCGGGGGCACACGGACUGCGUUCGAUGCCUGGCCGUUCACCCUGAUGGUGUUCGUGUAGCCUCAGGACAGACAGCUGGAGUGGAUAAGGAUGGGAAGCCCUUGCAGCCUGUGGUUCAUGUCUGGGACUCCGAGACGCUGCUGAAGCUGCAGGAGAUUGGACUGGGGGCCUUUGAGCGGGGCGUGGGGGCCCUGGCCUUCUCAGUGGUGGACCAGGGUGCUUUUCUUUGUGUGGUGGAUGAUUCCAAUGAGCACAUGCUGUCUGUGUGGGACUGCAGUCGGGGCACAAAGCUGGCUGAGAUCAAGAGCACAAAUGACUCAGUGCUGGCUGUCGGCUUCAGCCCUCGUGACAGCAGCUGCAUUGUCACCAGCGGGAAAUCUCAUGUCCACUUCUGGAACUGGAGUGGUGGAGUAGGGGUUCCCGGGAAUGGGACCCUCACCCGGAAACAGGGUGUCUUUGGGAAAUACAAGAAACCCAAGUUUAUCCCUUGCUUUGUGUUCCUCCCGGAUGGGGACAUUCUCACUGGGGACUCAGAGGGGAACAUUCUCACCUGGGGGCGGAGCCUCUCAGAUUCCAAGACCCCAGGCAGGGGCGGGGCCAAAGAGACCUAUGGGAUUGUGGCCCAGGCCCAUGCUCAUGAAGGUUCCAUCUUUGCCCUGUGUCUCCGGCGAGAUGGGACUGUGCUGAGCGGUGGCGGGCGAGACCGCCGGCUGGUGCAGUGGGGGCCCAGUUUGGUGGCCCUCCAGGAGGCUGAGAUUCCUGAACACUUUGGGGCUGUGCGGGCCAUUGCUGAGGGGCCGGGCUCUGAGCUGCUAGUGGGAACCACGAAGAACGCAUUGCUGAGAGGCGAUCUGGCCCAGGGCUUCUCCCCUGUGAUCCAGGGCCACACGGACGAGCUCUGGGGGCUGUGCACACAUCCCUUCCAGAACCGCUUCCUCACCUGCGGCCAUGACAGGCAGCUCUGCCUGUGGGAUGGUGAGAGCCAUGCGCUGGCCUGGAGCAUCGACCUCAAGGAGACUGGUCUCUGUGCUGACUUCCACCCCAGUGGGGCAGUUGUGGCUGUAGGACUGAACACAGGGAGGUGGCUGGUUUUGGAUACAGAGACCAGAGAAAUCGUGUCUGACGUCACUGAUGGCAACGAACAGCUCUCAGUGGUUCGGUACAGCCCAGAUGGGAUGUACCUGGCCAUUGGUUCCCAUGACAACAUGAUCUACAUCUAUAGCGUUUCCAGCGAUGGUGCCAAGUCCAGCCGCUUUGGCCGCUGUGUGGGUCACUCCAGCUUUAUUACUCACCUUGACUGGUCCAAGGAUGGGAACUUCAUCAUGUCCAAUUCUGGGGACUAUGAGAUCCUUUACUGGGACGUGGCUGGAGGCUGCAAGCUGCUGAGGAAUCGCUAUGACAGCCGAGACCGAGAGUGGGCCACCUACACGUGCGUGCUGGGCUUCCACGUCUAUGGCGUGUGGCCAGACGGCUCGGAUGGCACCGACAUCAACUCCCUGUGCCGCUCCCACAACGAGCGUGUGGUGGCUGUGGCCGACGACUUCUGCAAAGUGCACCUCUUCCAGUACCCGUGCGCUCGCGCCAAGGCACCGAGCCUCGUGUACGGUGGCCAUGGCAGCCACGUGACCAGCGUCCGGUUCACUCACGAUGACUCGCACCUCAUCUCGCUGGGCGGCAAGGACGCCAGCAUCUUCCAGUGGCGAGUGCUGGGCGCUGGGGGCUCGGGGCUGGCGCCUGCCACGCCCUCUCGAACCCCCUCUCUGUCCCCAGCCUCCUCUCUUGACGUCUGACCGCUGCGGGACGGAUCACACCGGCCCUGCAGGAUGGCCCCGCCCCACCCCACCCCUCAGGACCAGGGGCCAACUUUUCCUUGACUUGGAGACAUUCCCGAUUGCGCAUUUCCCUGGAGGGGGCGAACGGCACCCCUGCACACACUGUUUAGAUCCGCUGGCUGAGCCCGGCAGCCCCAGCCUGGGCCCUGACUCCCGCUGCCUGCUGAGGGGCAAUAAACCAAAAGAAAAGUCGCCUCCCAGUCCUUUUGUGGGGCUCGGCUGGGCGCCUCGGGGGCCUUGUGGGGGUGGGGAUGAAGCAGAAGAGGAGCGCGGAAAGGGUUAGGGAGAACAGGCCAUUCAUGCAAAUGACAGGCAAAUAACCCCGCGAGGCGCA
Molecule: messenger RNA, 3335 nt
Organism: Pteronotus mesoamericanus
Lineage: Eukaryota; Metazoa; Chordata; Mammalia; Chiroptera; Mormoopidae
Gene: EML3
Product: EMAP like 3
Exons: 22
Coding region: 263-2959 (898 amino acids)
Biological process (GO): microtubule cytoskeleton organization
Cellular component (GO): mitotic spindle
Molecular function (GO): microtubule binding
Source: RefSeq, a predicted model, not a curated record